This is a messenger RNA of Penicillium roqueforti, 924 nucleotides long. Its product is annotated as MBL fold metallo-hydrolase. Gene Ontology annotation, molecular function: sulfur dioxygenase activity. The transcript has a single exon. Bases 1 to 924 code for a protein of 307 amino acids. Gene Ontology annotation, biological process: hydrogen sulfide metabolic process; glutathione metabolic process. NCBI's taxonomy places the organism in Eukaryota, Fungi, Ascomycota, Eurotiomycetes, Eurotiales, Aspergillaceae. The record is from RefSeq and is a predicted model, not a curated record.
AUGGCCAACACAGUGGAACCGAGAGUUCACCCUUUCUUCGAGCCUAAGACUUGCUCUUGGCAGUAUCUAGUAGCUUGUCCUGAAACAAAGGAAGCUGCCAUCAUCGACCCAGUCCUGGAUUAUGAUACUGUGAACUUCGCUAUUACCUCUGAAUCUGCGGAUCAAAUCAUUGAUUAUGCUAUGAAAAAUGAAUACACUAUCAUGAUGUUGCUAGAGACACAUGCCCAUGCAGACCACCUCUCAGCAGCCUACUAUAUCCAACAAAUUCUCUGGUCCCGCGGGGAACCUCACGCACCGAUCUGCAUCGGUGAGAAUGUCAAGAUCGUCCAAAGUUUUUUCGCACGAAAAUAUGCAAUCGCGAAAGCAGAUAUCGACAACGCCUUCGACCACCUCUUCCAGCCCGAUGAAAUAUUCCAGAUUGGCCAAGUCACCAGCAGCGCCCUCCAUCUCCCGGGACAUACUCCAGACCACGGCGGCUACAAAUUCGGGAGCAAUAUUUUCACCGGAGACUGUAUGUUCAAUCCAGAUGUUGGCAGUGGCCGAUGUGACUUCCCAGGUGGCGAUCCUCGGGAACUUUACCGCUCGAUGAAACGCCUCCUUUCUUUCCCGCCGGAAACGAGAUUAUACACAGGCCAUGAUUAUCCUCCUACCAACGAAUAUACUGCACGGGAGCCAUUGCCGUAUGUUACGGUUGGCGAGCAGGAGAAGAAAAACAAGCACAUGAAGAAGCACACGACAGAGGAUGAGUUUGUGAAGUGGAGAACUCAGCGGGACAGCCAGAUGCCUGAGCCUAAGCUUGUACACCAGGCUAUGCAGGUCAACGUACGUGGAGGCAAAAUGCCAAGCAAGUCGCACAAUGGAAAGGCAUAUUUGCUAUAUCUCCUUGAUGUCCCAAAGGUUCUGGUGCCUGGAGUACAAAGGUAG